Molecule: messenger RNA, 3014 nt
Organism: Botrytis cinerea B05.10
Lineage: Eukaryota; Fungi; Ascomycota; Leotiomycetes; Helotiales; Sclerotiniaceae
Exons: 4
Coding region: 520-2784 (754 amino acids)
Biological process (GO): transmembrane transport
Cellular component (GO): membrane
Source: RefSeq, a predicted model, not a curated record
GGAGUCUGACCAUCAAUUCAAUUCAAUCAAUUCAAUUCAACCGAAUCCAAUCAAAUCUCGACUUGGUUUGCCCUUCAUUGGCGCCUGAAAUCGGAUCCAUUUCACGACGAGAAUCUAUCCACGUGCGGAUUCAUAUUUCUUGGCCUCCAACGGUCUCUCCAAACGAGUUGUGCUUGAGGGAGAAAAAUAUGUUUUAAUUAUCACCAAACCUGAUCUUGCCCUAACCUACAAGCUCACGGAGAUUUUUGAAGUUAUCGGGUCUCUCUCAGGUCUGUAUCAUCGAAAGGUUCGACUCGCAUCUAGAGUGUCUCACAUGUACUGUGAUCGCCUCAAUAGAGUGUUGUAUAUCCAUAGUACUUUUUGGUGACUCUGGCAAGGCUGCGAAACCACCUGAGGAUACUUUGGGAUUUCCAGUUGCGACGAAAUUAUCUUUUGAGGGGCAUCGAGAUAAAUUCUCAUCACCAUUUGUUCUACAGAUUCGUUUGUCUGCAAUAUUGUCGUCGCGAAGGACUUUUCAGCAUGGCGGCAGAAAAUCUUGACACCAAUAAAAUUAAAGAAUGGCGAUCUAUAAUCACUCUCAUUGUUUUUGUCAUAACUAAUAUCAUCGUUCUUUUCCCGUUUCAUAUUCCAGUAUAUGUUCCCCGAAAAUUAUCAAACGCUUUUCUGGAUACCUUGAGUCAUUUGCGAUUGAUCUCGCCAAGGGAGGAAGAUCACCAGCAUGAUCACCAAGAUGGCGAAAGUGGAAAAGUCUCGCGUUUCGUUAAAUUGAACUUCCCUUUGAAUUUCGUGACAGCACCUUUGAUAGCAGAUCUCUUUCUGCUCGCUAUCUUGGCAAUCGGCCGACAAGAAGUACACGAUGGGACAGUUGGGGCAAAUAGUAUCAAUCCGAUUGAUAUUAUGGUUUUCUUCAUUACCCUAGCAUACAUUGCCAUUUCGAUCGAUGCUUCUGGUCUCAUCAGAUAUCUGGCUUUCAAAGUGCUUCAAAAGGGAGGUAAAGUUGGACAUAGACUGUUCUUCUUCCUUUACGCAUUCUUUUUCUGCCUGGGGGCCUUCAUCGGAAAUGAUCCCAUUAUUCUGUCCGGUACUGCAUUUCUUGCUUACUUGACUAGAGUAUCGAGUAAUAUUGUUCACCCAAGAGCAUGGAUUUUCUCUCAGUUCGCAAUCGCCAAUAUUGCUUCGGCCAUUCUUGUCUCUUCUAACCCAACCAAUCUUGUAUUAGCUGGCGCAUUUGGUAUCAAGUUUAUCAAUUACACAGCGAACAUGAUUGUUCCAGUCGUUGCAACAGCGAUCGUUUUAUUCCCAUUCUUGCUAUAUAUCGUCUUCGCUGACGAGGCUCUGAUUCCACUUUCGAUCAAAAUGCACGAGCUCUCUGAGGAAGCCAAGGCCAAGAAGCCUGUAAAUCCGAAUAUCCCCAAUGCUAAAGGAAGCUCCGGCGAGGAACAGGAGAAUGAGCCCUCGGAAAACAAGCAACUUUCUCUCGAGGAAAUUAUGAAUCCUUUUGUUGAUAAGAAAGGCGCAGCUUUUGGAGCUAUUCUCAUGGCCGUAACACUCAUUAUGGUUUUGGUUCUUAAUGCUAUUAGUCAGAGUAAAGGCGAAUAUCCAGUGUUCUGGGUGACUUUGCCAGCGGCCUUUGUGAUGUUUGUUUGGGAGAUUUCAUUAGGGUGGAUUAACCGACAUGAAACACGCGAGAUCGCUCGCAAUGGACGACACGAAUUCGAACUUGCCCGAGCCGAGCGAGAGAUCAAAGAAGAGCAAGAAGCGAGUCAAGUCAUCUCGGAACAGGAGAAGCGAGAUAUUCCAAGUCCGAAUGGAGCUUCUUUAAAGUUGACAAAAUCGCCCGAAGAGUUCGAGAUGAAGUUAAUAGAGGGCGAAAAUGACCCAGGGAAUAGCCGAACCCCCACGCUUUUGGUGUCGGAAAGUUUCAAUGCGCAAACACAAAAACAGAGUGAUCGUUUGGACUCCUCUAUCUCGACCCUCGUUCCAACAGAAGACAAUCUACAAAACAGUCGCUCUUCGACCAGUGCAAUGAGCGCACUAGAUGAGAAGAAAGAAUCAAAGCUCACGGAAUCUCCUUCUUCCCCAUUAGGAGUCUUGGGACCUCGCAUAAGUCAUGAAUUGGAGUCAAAUAACCGAGCAAUAUCCGAGAAAGCUUCCCGUAAGGUCGAGCUUCAAAACCAGCGCGGGCGUCCAACACUAGUUUCGCUUUUUGGCGAGGCAUAUCUAUGGUGUCAAGAAACAUUCCCAACUGUCACAGCAGUAGUUGCCCAUCUUCCUUUCGCCCUUGUUCCAUUUGCGUUUUCAAUGUUCGUUCUUGUACAAGCGUUAGUGACCAAAGGAUGGGUCCCAGUAUUCGCUUACGGCUGGGACCACUGGGUUGACAAGACCGGUACCGUUGGGGCAAUUGGCGGGAUGGGAUUUCUCUCCUGUAUUCUAUGUAACUUUGCAGGCACAAACAUCGGCACCACAAUCCUUCUCUGUCGCGUAAUCCAAGCAUGGCAAGAAAUCCACCAUAACAAUGGUCUCCCCAUUAGCGAACGCGCUUUCUGGGGAACAGUAUAUUCGAUGGCUAUCGGAGUAAACUACGGAGCUUUUAGCACUGCUUUCAGCGCGUCGUUGGCUGGCUUGUUGUGGAGAGAUAUUCUGGGUCGGAAACAUAUCCAUGUUAGAAGGCUGGACUUUGCAAGGGUCAAUUUACCGAUUGUUGCGAUUUCUAUGGCGGUGGGUUGUGCGGUGCUUGUGGGCCAGAUUUAUGUCGUGAGGGGUAAUGGUCGUUAUGAUGCGUGAGUGGCAGGGAGGUGGCUUUUGAUCGUGGGAGAGGGGGAAAAUAGACUUUUUUAUGUAUUAUGAUGAGAUGAUUAGAAUUCACAUUUCUCGCUAGCAUUAUUCAUUCAAGGACUGGAUAAAUCAUUAUUGUCUCGACAACAUCUGAGGAAUUGCUCAGUGGUUGGUUGUUUGAUUUUAAUCAAUUUUGUUGCAGGCUUUGAUAUUUUGAUGAUAUUAAUUUACACAAUAGA